CCCACCCUGGGGCUUCUUAGCCCCUGGAAUGCGAGAGACAGAGGCUUAGGGAGUUCCCGGAAUAGGGCGUAGAGGUAUCGCUCGGGAAGGCCUGGGAGCGAAAGAGACUUCUAGUUGGAGGAGCUGCUAGGAGCUAUCCGGUGGGCAUCGAGGAAGCGGAGGCUGGCUAGGGGGCGGGACUUCCGGGGGCAGGGCUUCGCCGUAUGGGCGGGGCCUACUGCUAAGGUUAGGGCGAGGGGCGGAUCUAAAAGGAGACCGCUGGGUGUGACCUAGGAGAACGAAGGAUAGUGAUUUAACCUAGCGUCUUGAGGGAGCCAUUGGUGGGGACCUUUCUAGGUCCCCUCGUGGGGUGCUAUGGAGUUCCCAGAGCACAGCCAGCAGCUGUUGCAGAGCCUCCGCGAGCAGCGGUCCCAGGGUUUCCUUUGUGACUGUACUGUGAUGGUGGGUAACACCCAGUUCUUGGCCCAUCGGGCUGUGUUGGCCUCCUGCAGCCCAUUCUUCCAGCUUUUCUACAAGGAGCGGGAACUAGACAAGAGGGAUCUGGUGUGUAUCCACAAUGAGAUUGUCACGGCCCCAGCUUUUGGCUUGCUUCUGGACUUUAUGUACGCUGGACAGCUGGUCCUGAGGGAGGAUACCCCUGUGGAGGAUGUGCUGGCAGCUGCCAGCUACUUGCAUAUGAACGACAUCGUCAAGGUGUGCAAGCGGCGGCUGCAAGCCCGGGCCCUAGCAGAAGCGGACAGUACCAAGAAGGAGGAGGAAACCAACUCACAGCCCCCUAGUUUGGAGUUUUUCUCCACCAUUUCCCGUGGGCCCCACCCUUCGCUGGCAUCUCCUGAGACAUCAGGCCCUUGGGGCAAAGGGGAAUGGAAAGGCCCUGCUGCUCCCUCACCUACUGUCUGUCCUCCAGAUGAGCCACCAGUCCCCGGUGGGGCAGACACUACACAGCCUGGUGUGGAGGUUGAUUCACCUCAUCUACGGGCGCCGCCUCCACCAGUGGCUGCUGUCUCUCUCGCUAGCCCCAGUAGCUCCACAGAGACUAUACCUGCAAACUACUUUUCUUCUGGCCUCCCAACAAUUUCAGUGGAACCACUGGCUCCCCUUGAUGUGGGUUCUGAGGGUCUGAGGGUGGUGGAACCGAGGGGUACUGGAGGACCAUUGCAAGCCUUCUAUCCUGCAACUUCGGCUGCAGCCCCAGGCCCAGCCCCAGCGGAAGCUGAGCUGGUCCAGGUGAAAGUGGAAGCUAUUGUGAUUUCCGACGAGGAGACUGAUGUGUCAGAGGAACAGCCUCAGGGUCCCGAAGGACCGUUCCCACCUGCAGGAGCAAUGUAUGGUGGACAGCCCCCCCAGCCAGAGGCUUUUGAGGAGCCAAGGGCAGCAGGACUGGAGGAGGUGGGGCCAAGUGACCACUUCCUGCCCUCAGAUCCUCACCUGCCCUACCAUUUGCUGCCAGGUCUAGGGCAGUAUCAUCGAGGACUGGUGACCUCACCUCUGCCUGCUCCCCCGGCCCUGCAUGAGCCAGUUUACCUGCCUUCUGAGUAUGAAGCAGCCCCAGGAAGCUUUGGCAUUUCUAUUGAAGACGUUCCCACUUGUAAGACAUGUGGGAAGACAUUCUCAUGCUCUUACACGCUACGGCGACAUGCCACAGUGCACACACGUGAGCGACCCUAUGAGUGCCGCUACUGCCUGCGCAGCUACACGCAGUCAGGGGACCUGUACCGCCACAUCCGCAAGGCUCACAAUGAGGACCUGGCCAAACGCAGCAAACCGGAUCCAGAGGCCAGCCCCUGCUAGGAGUGCAGCCCCUCCCUGGCCCCCCUACAGCAGUCAGACAGAACAGCAGUGAUAGAGGGCCACCAAAAGAUUUUCUGCUUUGCCCCAAAAACUAACAUCUGGGGGAGCAUGAGCUGAUGCUAGGCCUGCUCUUCCCAUCGAUAGGGGGCAGCACAGAAGGCUGGAAGCAUCUCGUUUCCCCUGCUGGGCAACAGAAUGAAGAUUCUGCCCCUGCUGAAGGUUCCUACCCUUUUCUUUAUCCGGCCAGAUAGCAGGACUUUAUGGGGUAGAGCAUCUCAGUCAGCAUCUCUCCAAGGGCACUGGGAAUUUUCCUGAGGUGUAGUUGCUUCUCAUCCCUCAUUCUGCACCAUAAAGCCAGCAGUGAAAGUUCUCUCUUUGAACUGGUGUUGGCUGGUUUCUUCCGCAAACCUUCAGACCUCCUGAUUCUUUCAUACCCCUCCUCCAGAUCUUUUAGGAAUCUGACAUCUGUGCUUGGGGUAGGGGUGGGUCAGGGUGCUUAUGAGGGGAAAAGUGAGAUAGGCAGAAGGCCAUGUAGAUUUUACUGAGGAAAAGUAUACAAAUUAGGGAAUCUUACACAAUUAUGGCUUAUUGUACUGGGCUGUAUUGGGAACUUCAUAUAAAUACUCAUUUAAUCCUUAAGAACCUUAUGAUGUAUUAGCCCCCUCCCCUUUUUUCCCCACUGACAAGGAAACUUGAGACUCAAAAAUCAACUUGUUAGACUCAAAAAGUUAACUCGUUCUAGGUCACAGAGCUAGUCAAGGGGCAAGCCAGAAUUUGAACCAUAGCUUGUGACUCCAAACACCGUGUGUGUUAUGCUGGUUUAAAACAUUGUUAAAGCUGGUUAACCAAGGACUAGAAGGUGUUUCCUUUUUCGUCCUCUGGGUGUUGGGCUUUGCUCUCUGACCCCUUUACCUCUGCUUUCCAUGUAGAAAGACCUUUGGUUGACUAUUUCAACAACAGAUACCAUCUUGACGAUUUGAAAUUUUUGCCUGCAUGUCAUAAAUAUGAAUUGAGGUCUCUGAAGAGGAGGAAUUGAAAGGCAGAAAAUACUAAGCUCCUGGUGGUCGGUUUGUGGGGUGGGUUGAGGGCCAGUGGUGUGGAAAUGAUGGGUGCUUGGGAAAACUAGAGCAAGAAACUCAAGACGAGAGAAUCUUAUAGUUCAUCUAGUCCAACUCCCUCCCUUAAAAAGUGUGACGACAGCCUAGAGAGGUCAAAUUACUUCUCUACAGUCACACAGGCGGUUAUUAACUAGAGGUAGCAGAGAAAUGGGAGUUUGGGGUGUUGAUGUGGGAUGGGGGAUAAAAGGAGUUCUAGGAAUGUAUGAGAGGGGUCUGGCCCAGUCUGGGGAAAAGGAGUAGUGCUGUAGAAUGGACUAGAAAGCUCCCUACAAACCCUUCUCUUUUUGGCACAUAGGAACUGAGUACAAAAAACUCAGGAAGGAAAAUACAGAAAAAGGUGAAAAUAUGA
Messenger RNA from Equus caballus (horse), 3258 nucleotides. It is a transcript of the gene ZBTB3, whose product is annotated as zinc finger and BTB domain containing 3. Gene Ontology annotation, cellular component: nucleus. The record is from RefSeq and is a predicted model, not a curated record. Lineage: Eukaryota; Metazoa; Chordata; Mammalia; Perissodactyla; Equidae. Gene Ontology annotation, molecular function: DNA-binding transcription factor activity, RNA polymerase II-specific; protein binding. Gene Ontology annotation, biological process: regulation of transcription by RNA polymerase II.